Cantharellus anzutake is the source of this 513-nucleotide messenger RNA. RefSeq lists its product as uncharacterized. The record is from RefSeq and is a predicted model, not a curated record. The coding region runs from base 1 to 513 and encodes 170 amino acids. The transcript is spliced from 2 exons. Lineage: Eukaryota; Fungi; Basidiomycota; Agaricomycetes; Cantharellales; Hydnaceae.
AUGGGUUUCCAUAGUGUGACCGUUAUUUCUCCUACAGCAGAAGGAAUCCUUCCGCAGAUGACUUCAACAAGAGGGAUGAAGUACAUCCUGCUGUCAUUGUGGAGGCAUCAUCCCUCCAACGAGGCAAGGGCCUGUAGGGCAGCCAAUACAACUGCCUUCAAAUUCUCGAAACUGCAUGUGGGCAACUACCCCAUGCCACCUCCCACUCCAUCAUGGUCAGGGCACUUCAUGCCUGAACCAGCUCCACCUGCACCUCUGCAAAAGAUGCAGGUUUCUCUCUCUCAAUUAAUGGAUGGUAACUAUGGCCAUCUACCCACCACCAUGCGACCUCCCACCCCACCACCUAUCCCCAAUGAGGACGAGGAUAUGAAGAGUGAUGGCAAGGUGACAACAGGGUCAGUCAAUGAGGCAGCUCCUCUUCCUGAACGUCAUUUCCCUGCUGUGAUUCAGUCUGAAACCGAGGACACUGUCGCUGGCCCUUCCUCCAAGAAGGGUAAAGCAAAGAAGGUUUAA